Molecule: messenger RNA, 1514 nt
Organism: Mya arenaria
Lineage: Eukaryota; Metazoa; Mollusca; Bivalvia; Myida; Myidae
Product: flap endonuclease 1-like
Exons: 11
Coding region: 69-1202 (377 amino acids)
Cellular component (GO): nucleus
Molecular function (GO): magnesium ion binding; manganese ion binding; 5'-flap endonuclease activity
Source: RefSeq, a predicted model, not a curated record
AGUACUAAAUAUUGGCGCGAAACGCUCUGUCAGCAGACCAUCAAAAAACGAAUUCUGAAACAUAAAUCAUGGGAAUAAAAGGGUUAUCACAGCUGCUUGCCGACCACGCUCCUGGUUGUUUGAAAGAAAGUGAAAUUAAAAACUAUUUUGGCCGUAAAGUUGCAGUAGAUGCCUCUAUGUGCAUUUACCAGUUCUUGAUAGCCGUGCGCCAAGAUGGAAGCCAGCUUACAAAUGAAGAUGGAGAAACAACAAGUCAUUUGAUGGGGAUGUUUUAUCGCACUAUCCGGAUGGUGGAGAACGGUAUCAAGCCCGUGUAUGUGUUUGAUGGAAAACCUCCAGAGAUGAAAUCAGGAGAGUUAGAGAAGCGUAAGGAAAGGCGUAGUGAGGCUCAGAAAGGGUUGGAGCAGGCAACAGAGGCGGGAGACACCGAGAACAUUGAGAAGUUCAACCGCCGUCUCGUCAAGGUCACCAAACAACACAAUGAGGACUGCAAGGAGCUGCUAAAGAGAAUGGGCAUUCCUUACGUCGAUGCUCCAUGUGAGGCCGAGGCCCAGUGUGCCGCCCUCGUGAAAGCUGGAAAAGUCUGGGCCACAGGGACAGAAGAUAUGGAUUCUCUCACAUUUGGUUCCAACGUAGUGUUGCGACACCUCACAUUCAGCGAGGCCAGGAAGAUGCCUAUUAAAGAAUAUCACUACAACAGAAUACUGGAAGGUCUUGGUCUAUCUCAAGAUGAGUUUAUAGAUCUGUGUAUCCUGCUUGGCUGUGACUACUGCGAAUCUAUCAGAGGCAUUGGUCCAAAGCGAGCCAUAGAUCUUAUUAAACAGCACAAAUCCAUUGAUGAAAUUGUCAAACACCUGGACACAAAGAAGUACACAAUAGCAGAUGACUGGCUGUACAAGGAGGCCAGACAGUUGUUUAAAACCCCAGAGGUGGCAGAUCCAAGCACAUUGGAGCUUAAAUGGACAGAGCCAAACGAGGAGGAGUUGAUAGACUUUAUGGUUACACAGAAACAAUUUAGUGAGGACCGUAUCCGUAAUGGUAUCAAGAAGUUGACGAAGGCUCGGUCAGGAAGCACUCAGGGUCGUCUAGAUGGAUUCUUCACAGUUAUCUCCUCAAGCCCAGCUACCGGAAAGAGGAAGGCUGAAGAUGCCAAGGGGUCAGCAAAGAAAAAGGCUAAGGGGGGCUUCAAAAGGGGCAAGUGAUGAAAUGGAGAAGAUUGUUCUGGGAAAUACAGAUUGGAAAUAAUUGUUGACAUUGCUGUAGUGUAGCAUGUCAAAUAGGGCAAGUGUCGUUUAUUAAGCUGUUUAAUACUCCAAUGGACUUGCAUGCCAUUUUUCCAACUGCUUUUCAUUUUAUUAUUUUCAACAGGAAAGUAUUGUUUAUUUUUCGCUAAGAUUACUAAUGUUUAAUGGUGCAUGAAUUUCCUUACACCUUUAUUUGUUUAAUAUAUAUAUAUGGAUACUAUUGAUUACUGGCAUUUGCAUUUUCUCUAUUUGAAUAAAAUUGUAUGUGUA